UCACUUUGCGAAAUUUUUAGGGGUUUAAAAGCUAGUCCGUAUUAUUAAAGACAAACAGAAUUAAAAAUCCCACGAUCUAUGUUUUAAAUUAAGUAUCAUGCUUUGAAAGAAAAGGGAGGCAUCGGAAAGGACGUGCUUUGUCUGACUGGUUCACAUGAAGAACUGAGCGAUAAUGUAAAAUUUUGCUCUCCUAAAUUUAAAGGAUUUAAAUGCAUCUUGAAUUCCUUCUCCCUCCCCAAGAAAAAUCCAUGGAGUGAAACAAACAAAUAAAUAAACAAAUAAGUCUAAUGCCAUGCCAGGCGCAGGAAUGUUUAAAUGAGAAAAGACCGGCCUGGUGGCUGUGAAUGGUCUCUCCACUUCUCAAAAUGUUCUGAGUUGUAGCAGUAUUAAGUGACAAAAGGGUAGGACGGUAAUUUAAGGUUUCUUGAAAGAUUCUUGAUAUUCUAACUUGAUGAUCAUCUCGGUUUAAAGCCAGGAGCCUCAGCCUUUCCAGGUCCUGGACUGGAGCUGGACUGGGCUGUGGGAGGCAGGGAGACUGACCAGGUUCAGCGCCGGGGGCUGGCACUUCCAAGCCAGAUGGCGGCGCUUUUCACUCUUGGUUUUUUGCAACCUUGUAAGGAAGUGGGCGCGGGCUGCGCGGUGUCAGCGCCUCCUAAUUGGCCGGCCGUCUCGGUGAUUGACAGGGCCCCGGUCUCCGCCCCCGCCGCUUUAUUGACACUAAUGAGCAAGUUCUUCCCACCGCUCUCCUGCCUGGAAGUGCUGACAGAUCAAGGCAACAAAUUUCAAUUACAAUCCCUAAUUUGUGUCCGCAGAGUGUUUUUUACCCAUGUUAGUCCUCUCUGGCGCAUCAGUCGAGGCAGAUCUUGGAGCAGCAGGAGGAGGUGGAGGGGGUGGGAGCGAAGGAGUGCAUCAGUGAGAGAGCGCGCGCGAGAGACCGAGGAAAGGAAACUUGGCGGGCGCGUCGCUGGUUCCUCGGAUCCCAACCCAAGCGAGAAAGAGGAAACGCCAAAUUUGUGUUUGCCCGCGGCGGGAAAGGGGUCAGAUCUCGGCCUGCGGGAGGCCCCUAGAGUCGUUCACAUUUUGGUGGGGGCAGGAAAGCGAGUGUGUGCGUGUGCCCGCGUGAGUGUAUAUGAGUGAGGGGCGGGCGGGCGCCGGCGGCGGGGAUGGCCGAGAAGCGGAGAGGCUCGCCGUGCAGCAUGCUAAGCCUUAAGGCGCACGCCUUCUCCGUGGAGGCGCUGAUCGGCGCCGAGAAGCAGCAACAGCUUCAGAAGAAGCGGCGAAAGCUGGGCACGGAGGAGGCGGCCGAAGCCAUAGAUGAUGGAGGCAGCAGCCGCGGCGGCGGCGCGGGCGAGAAGGGCUCCUCUGAGGGAGACGAAGGCGCUGGGGCGGCGUCCGGGCCCCCCCGGAGCUGCGCAGACCUGGAGCGGAGCUGCGGCUCCCGCGGAGCCGCGGGCGGCUGUGAGGACGGCUUCCUGCAGGGCGCUGCUCCCCUGGCGUCCCCGGGAGGCUCCCCGAAGGGGUCCCCGGCGCCCACCCUGGCCCGGCCCGGGACCCCGCUGCCCUCGCCGCAGGCCCCGCGGGUGGAUCUGCAGGGAGCUGAGCUCUGGAAGCGCUUUCACGAGAUCGGCACGGAGAUGAUCAUCACCAAGGCGGGCAGGCGCAUGUUUCCAGCAAUGAGAGUGAAGAUCUCAGGAUUAGAUCCUCACCAGCAAUAUUACAUUGCCAUGGAUAUUGUGCCAGUGGACAACAAAAGAUACAGGUAUGUUUACCACAGCUCUAAGUGGAUGGUGGCAGGGAACGCUGACUCCCCGGUGCCACCUCGGGUGUACAUUCAUCCAGAUUCGCCUGCCUCCGGGGAGACUUGGAUGAGACAAGUGAUCAGCUUCGACAAGCUGAAGCUCACCAACAAUGAACUGGAUGACCAGGGCCACAUUAUUCUUCAUUCUAUGCACAAAUACCAACCUCGAGUCCACGUCAUCCGUAAAGACUGUGGAGAUGAUCUUUCUCCCAUCAAGCCUGUUCCAUCUGGGGAGGGAGUGAAGGCAUUCUCCUUCCCAGAAACUGUCUUCACGACCGUCACCGCUUAUCAGAAUCAGCAGAUCACUCGCCUGAAGAUAGAUAGGAAUCCAUUUGCCAAAGGCUUUCGGGACUCUGGACGGAACAGAAUGGGUUUGGAAGCCCUUGUGGAGUCCUAUGCAUUCUGGAGACCUUCAUUGCGGACUCUCACCUUUGAAGAUAUCCCUGGAAUUCCCAAGCAAGGAAACACAAGUUCCUCCACGUUACUCCAAGGUUCCGGGAAUGGCGUUCCGGCCACUCACCCUCAUCUUUUGUCCGGCUCCCCUUGCUCCUCGCCUGCCUUCCAUCUGGGGCCCAACACCAGCCAGCUGUGUAGUCUGGCCCCGGCUGACUACUCCGCCUGUGCCCGCUCGGGGCUCGCCCUCAACCGAUACAGCACAUCCUUGGCCGAGACCUACAACAGGCUCACCAACCAGACCAGCGAGACCUUCGCCCCGCCCAGGACUCCUUCCUACGUGGGCGUGAGCAGCGGCGCCUCGGUGAACAUGUCCAUGGGCGGCGCUGACGGGGACACCUUCAGCUGCCCACAGACCAGCUUGUCCAUGCAGAUUUCGGGGAUGUCCCCUCAGCUCCAGUACAUCAUGCCUUCACCCUCCAGCAACGCCUUUGCUACUAACCAGACCCAUCAGGGUUCCUAUAACACUUUCAGGUUACACAGUCCCUGUGCCUUGUAUGGAUAUAACUUCUCUACAUCCCCCAAACUGGCUGCCAGUCCUGAGAAAAUUGUUUCUUCCCAAGGAAGUUUCUUGGGGUCCUCACCAAGUGGGACCAUGACCGAUCGGCAGAUGUUGCCCCCUGUGGAAGGAGUACACCUGCUUAGCAGUGGGGGUCAGCAGAGUUUCUUUGACUCUAGGACUCUAGGAAGCUUAACUCUGUCAUCGUCUCAAGUGUCUGCACAUAUGGUCUGAUGAAGCCAUUAAGUUAAACUACAUUCGAAUCUAAUGUAUUUUCUUUCUUCCUUUCCUUUUUAUUUUUUUUUGGAAAGCAAUAGGAUAAGAAACUAUCAGUAGCUUGUAAAAUGUACAUAUAAUAGAAAAUGAAGGCUCACUGACUUGUUUGACUUUCUCAUGGUGAGACUGUAAUUAUCUAUGGUAUAGAUGUAUACUGUAUAUAGCAUGUGGAGUUUUGUGGCCGGCAAAACCACAUCCUCCCUCUAUUUUUUCUCCUCGUUCAUCCAGUUGCAUAGAGUAUUGGCAUAAAUAUGGUAUUUUUAACCAGAGUUCUCAGAUUCUUUCAAAAACCAAAUGGCAAACGUAAAACUUGGCAUUGAUACCAACCAUACUAAGACUUACAACUUAAUUUAUCAGAAGGAUGCUCUACACAGUUUCAUACUUGAGCGUUGAUAACCAGCAAUAACCAGCACACAGAGACUAGUGAUUUCUGCUUUUCUUGGGCACAUGUGGGAACCUACUGCAAAAGCCAGUUGAAGUCUUAGUAUUGGUUCUGAGGUCUUUGUGAUUAUGAAGGAUUAACUUUUGUCUUCCUGCUUGUUCUUAUUUAUCACAGAUAUUAGGUGACCUUGGGUCUAUAAGAAUCCAUAACCCGUAGUAAUUGUUUUCUUAAGGAAGAUGGAGAAGAGGCUUGUGUUUUUUUUUCACUUUUCAUUGGGCCUAUAGAGGUAUUUCUUCAUCUGCGAAGAAUAAAUUUCCAGUAUUUUGGAUUUUUUGCUUAUUUUAUUAGUUUAAGUAGACAAUUAAAGAAUGUUCUAUACACAUUUUUAAUUUCAAAUUUUCACCAGGGAAGGAAUAUGUGGUAUCAGUGGAAUGGCAAAAAGAAAAUAGAUCCACCUCAAAUUCUUGGAUGCCAGUGAGAAAUGUCUGUCUUUUUAAAUCAAGAGGAAUAAUAUCAUCAGGUAGUCUUUGGACUUUGUAGUGCGUAUUCCCAUUCAGGAUGUUUUUCCAUCUUGCUUUGAGAUUCCUGACCCAUGGUCUAUCAGUAAGGAAAAAGACAUUUCUGCUACUUAUGUCUCGAAACUCCUACAAAUUCAGACCUCACCCUUCCUUAACCUUGUCCCUCUGUCUGAGUCUUUCCCAAAACAGAUCGAUUCUGGGCCUUUACGGUGUUAAAUAACGCUGUAAGGAAUUUCAGGGGGUUAUCUCCAGCAAUCUGUCUUUUGGGGGUUGUAGUGCAAAGGCCGAGGCCCAUUCCUAUAAAAGCCUCUUGGAGGACUGGGGAGGAAGAUACUAAUUAUGAUAAAGGAGCUAUAAAACUUUUAACCUCAACAGCAUUUUUAACCUUGAAACUGGAGCAAUGAAAACACCAUUAUUUUUUUUUAAAUCACUAAAAUAGUGUGUACGUGGUUUAAGUUUUCAAAACAAGUAACUUUGAUAGCACAUUGUGAAAUGAAUAGGAAAGGCUAAGAAUGCAUAAUGAGGAGGUUACCUAUGUCUGUUGAGAAACUGAUACAAUGUGUCUGUCCGUUGACUCAUUGCAUUUCACAUAUUUGCCAAGCUAAAACUGUGAUUUCCUUUUGGUGCUAAACAGAAUUGCUUUAACUCAUCCUAGUUUAGAUGGGGAAAGUGUAUGGCUCCUGGUUUGCCUCUUUACUUUAAAACAGCACUGCUGUUAGGUAUUUAGGGGGAUUACUCUUUGAACAGUAUUUGCACAGGAAAUGAUCUGUUUAUAGGUAAUGACAAAUUUCCUCACAGAUCCUGUAACAAUUCGUCAAAUUAGGAUUAAUUUUUAGAUUUAAGGUUAGCAUGAAGGGACAUGAAAUAUUUCCAAAGGCAGGUCUGUAGAAGAUUUUGUGUAUGGCAUGAAUACCUUGACCAAGAUUUGGGAAAAGUCCUCAUGAGAACAUCCCAGCCUCAGUGCUUGGUAUAAUUCAAGGAGAACAAGAAAGUUUUCCAUCUUGAGAAAACACAGAAAGUAAUGAUCUAUACCCAUAUGUAUUAAUAAGGAGAGCAUUUUCCUUUUUGUGGUUGGUGAUUUAAGUUGACACCAUAAUAUGAGUAGAAUUUUUUAUUAAUCUUUUUUUUUUGUAAAAUUUAGCAAUAUUGUACAAAUGCUAUUUCCUUUAGGUUUUACUGUAAAUAUUAAUCACCAUGUCACUUCAAAGACUAGUCUUUUAUCCUUAUAUUAAAUGCCAUACAUGCAUUGAUAAUUAUAAUUAUAUAUCUGUAUUUUAUUAAAAAAGUGCCUAAGAAAUUAUAUAUUAAAGUGUGUUACUAAACCCUUUUAUGA
Equus caballus (horse) is the source of this 5259-nucleotide messenger RNA. RefSeq names its product T-box transcription factor 18 (gene TBX18). The record is from RefSeq and is a predicted model, not a curated record. Gene Ontology annotation, molecular function: RNA polymerase II cis-regulatory region sequence-specific DNA binding; DNA-binding transcription factor activity, RNA polymerase II-specific. NCBI's taxonomy places the organism in Eukaryota, Metazoa, Chordata, Mammalia, Perissodactyla, Equidae. Gene Ontology annotation, biological process: morphogenesis of embryonic epithelium; somitogenesis; cell fate specification. Gene Ontology annotation, cellular component: nucleus.